Molecule: messenger RNA, 1355 nt
Organism: Setaria italica (foxtail millet)
Lineage: Eukaryota; Viridiplantae; Streptophyta; Magnoliopsida; Poales; Poaceae
Product: peroxidase 47
Exons: 2
Coding region: 76-1035 (319 amino acids)
Biological process (GO): response to oxidative stress; hydrogen peroxide catabolic process
Molecular function (GO): heme binding; peroxidase activity
Source: RefSeq, a predicted model, not a curated record
GCAGCAAGUGCUCACUCACUCAUCUUCUUCUUCCUCUGGUCGCUCGAUUGAUCGAGGUGAAACACCUAGCUGAAGAUGGGCGCCCAGAUGAAGAGCUUUGUCAGGCUCCUGAUCCUCGUGCAGGUGGCCGCCAUCCUCGCCGGGCACGGCGCCGCCGAGCUCAGCAUGGACUACUACGGCAUGAGCUGCCCGUACGCGGAGUACAUCGUCCGCAACGUCGUCGGCCAGGCUCUCAUGAAGGACCCCACCCUCGCCGGCAGCAUCCUCAGGCUCCACUUCCACGACUGCUUCGUGCAGGGCUGCGACGCGUCGGUGCUACUGGACUCGACGGACGACAACACGGCGGAGAAGGACGCGCCGGCGAACAAGAGCCUGCGCGGCUUCGAGGUGAUCGACAGCAUCAAGGAGGCCCUGGAGGAGCAGUGCCCCGGCGUCGUCUCCUGCGCCGACGUCCUGGCGCUCGCCGCCCGCGACGCUGUGUUCAUGGCGCGCGGGCCCUACUACGGCGUGCCCCUGGGCCGCCGCGACGGUUCCCGCUCCGUCGCCUCCGACACCUUCCUGACGCUGCCGCCGCCGAUCAAGAACGUCACGGUGCUCAUCCAAAUCUUCGACAAGGUCGGCCUCGACGUCCACGACAUGGUGGCGCUCUCCGGCGGCCACACGCUGGGCAUCGCGCACUGCGCCAACUUCAAGAACCGGAUCAAGGACGAGACGGAGACGCUGGACGCGACGCUGGCCUCGUCGCUGGGCUCCGUCUGCAAGGGCGGCGACUCCGGCAAGGCGCCGUUCGACCGGACCAGCACGCGCUUCGACGCCGUCUACUACCGGGAGCUCACCUCGAAGCGGGGGCUCCUGAGCUCCGACCAGACGCUGUUCGAGUCGCCCGAGACCAAGGAGAUGGUCAGCAUGUUCGCCAUGAACCCGGACUACUUCUUCUACGCGUUCCAGCAGGGGAUGCUCAAGAUGGGGCAGAUCAACCUCAAGGAAGGCGACGACGGCGAGAUCAGGCACACCUGCAGGGUCGUCAACUCCUAAUCCGAUCAUCCUAAUUCCCAAGUAUGAUGCAGCUAUAUGUUGUCGAUCGAUCCUGUGUGAGUGUGCUUGCCCCUGUUUCUCAGCAAGUGUGUGUGAAAUCAUGUACGUUCUUAUAUAUAUGUAUGUGUGGUAUAUGCAUGGCUUGUAAAAGUAAAAAACAAGCAUGCAUGGCACUGGUGUAUGAUGCAGGUGCCAUGCAUCAUGUGGUAGAAACUAAGAAAGAAGCUUAAAGCAAAUAAAAAUGGGAUGGUGUAGUGUAUUAUGUACUGUAACGACAAAUAAUAGCCGAAGAAACAAGGAUUUCAGCUUGCAAAAAUAUA